This is a messenger RNA of Pocillopora damicornis (cauliflower coral), 1015 nucleotides long. RefSeq lists its product as uncharacterized. The record is from RefSeq and is a predicted model, not a curated record. NCBI's taxonomy places the organism in Eukaryota, Metazoa, Cnidaria, Anthozoa, Scleractinia, Pocilloporidae.
UCUUUUAUAAUAACCUUAAAUUUUUACGUUACCGCAGAAAGUUAUCUAUUUGCGCACUUAACUCCUUUUCCCACCUGGUUAAAAUGUCACUUUUUCUGGCCUUUUUUCCUUUAUUAUGCCCGCUAAACGAUUCUUUUUUCGCAUUUGCACCCGCAGCGAUCAAAGAUAACCCAGUUGCUCUUUGGGCUAAGAUCAAUCAGAUUCCUGUGUGUUUCCACGCGCAAGGGCGACGGCCUGGAAUGUUUCAUUACCUGGGUGAAGGCAAAUUAGUUGGUGCAAUUAAACUUGUCUUUGUACGAGGCUCUGUACGGUGCGCUAAUGAUCCUAAAUUCAGCAGUCGAUGGGGUUGUUACCGUCAUCCCGAUAACGUCAGGCAUCCUCUGAACGUUGUAGUCACGGAUGCAGACAACCAUGUUAUCUACCCCGCCGAGAAAUACAUCAUGAACACAGGCCUGUGGUAUUACUUGCCUUUCACAGACGCUAAGAGCUCUAAUCAACUGGUGUACACCGACUAUGCCAAUCCCUUUUACCUCGAAAAGUACGCAACGAUUAAGAUUUGGUAUGGAGAAGAUUUAAUGAAAUAUGAUAAUCAUGACAAUAGAGGCAGAGUUUGUGUGCAUGUGUGGGCGCACCUCAUGUAAAGAAAAAAAAAACUUGAAUAAAUCAUUUUUACGACUCUCUUGACUGUGACUCUUGGCAACAAUGUACUAAUUAAUAGUAAGUAAGAAUAUAGCCAAUCAGAUUAAAGGAUUUGCUGUAAACCACAAUGAUGUCUGCACAAAAUACACUUAUUAGUUUCAAUAAUUACAUUACUGUCUUAAUUUACUUAUUUAUGCUUAGCAUAAGUUUAGCUAGUGACUGCUUUAAUUAUUAAAUGUAAUAAGCCUGUUAAAAUAUCAGGAUUCUCUAAAUUAAAGCACUUGUUAAAAUGGAACCAAAGAUAGUCCAGAUAAUUUUCUUCACUGCUUACAACCAAUAUCCUUUAUUUAAGGACGCUGCCAUAAAAAAGAGAAAA